CCCUGAUUUCAUGUGUUUUAUUCUUUUAUUUGAUUUAGACAUACUUUGGUAGUUGAAUCAUUUUCAUCAUUCACAAACAUUAUUUAUAUAAAAUUCUAUAUGAAUUACAUGUGCUGGUGUUGGAGAUACAAAGAUGGUUCAGAAUAACAGCUUAGAAAAUACAAAAUGAUUCUAAAUGGCUUAUUUUUCGAGAGGUUUAUACGAAUUUGCUGAUGGUUUUGCGUGUUGGAAUUGCUGAUUCUUUUGUUUAUUAGAUAAGACAUAUGAAAGAAAAAAAUAAUGCAUUAAAGAACGAAUUGACGUUAAAAAGAUAUCUCAGUUUGAAUUGUAAGAAGAUCGACGAAUUGUGAAUAAAUCCACAGAAUAAAAUACUCACUCGAGGAUUUCAUUUCUAUUGAUGAUUGCCUUUCCUAUGAAACAGAUCAGUGAUUUGUAUACUCUUAGGAAAUAUCGUUGGCGCAAAUAUUUCAAUCUACACUAGAUAUGCUUUUAUUCCUGCUGAACCUUGCAGCUCAUCUAUAUGGCCAGACGAAAUGAUCAAAGACUUAUAUAAGAUCUAAUAAAGCAAUGAAAAAAACUAAAUCUUACAGUGACAAUCAGAAGGAGUCGAAAUUUUUGGCUAUCAAUGUAGUUUCGCCUUUUGUUUCAAACAGCUUUGAUCAAUUCCAAAACAAUUACAAUUGAAUAAUUGUUGACAAUAAUAAACUCGCAUAUUUUAUGAUAUAUUAUUUGUUGAAAAAGAAUGAGACAGUAAACUAAUACAUUAAGAAAUGCUCAUACUCAAGCACUACUUAUAUUACAAAAAAAUUCGAGCUAGAACCACAAACUUACAAUGUUGAGUACAUUGCAUGAAUAAGAAAAGUUACGUAAAUAUGUGUUUUGUUUCAGCCAGUGACAUGUGAUAAAGUUAUCGAAGGUAGCAGGAGUUACAUUGAUAGGAUGAUCAAUCAUUAUAUUCGAUAUUGUUAUCGGCUUCUCGUUUAGAAGUUGACAUAUAUUUAAGUCAAUAUCAUUAGGAAAACUAACAUAUUCUAAAUGACUAAACGAGUGAUAAAAUCUAUUGAUUUCCUUGUUUAUUGAUUUUUUUUCUAUAAUGUUAUCAAUCGGAAGGUUAUAGAGUAUUUCUAAUCGAUACUGUUCGACAAAUAAAUGAACGUAAUGCUCAAAUGAAACAAAUCCAUGAACAAAUUUUAACAAUUAAUUUAAAAUGUUCAUAUGAAGAAGAUUUUCUAUUACAACCAUUUGAAUUAACAACAUUAUUUUGUGAAUAUUUAGAAAUUAUUUUAUAAUUUGGUUGUAUAACUUUUUUUUGUUUAUCAUUUCCAUUAGCACCGUUAUUUGCUUUAAUUAAUAAUAUAUUUGAAAUACGUAUUGAUGCACUUAAAGUAGUUAAAGAAUUUCGUCGACCUGUAUCACGUCGUGCUAUGGGUAUUGGUAUAUGGAAUUCAAUAUUAAAUAUAAUGGCUAAAGUAACUGUUUUAUUUAAUGCAUUUAUUAUAGCAAUUACAUCAGAAUAUAUUCCUCGACAAGUUUAUUAUUGGACGAUUGGAAAUUAUUCAUUAAAUGGAUUUCUUAAUCAUACAUUGGGACCAUUUCAUUCAAAUGAUUUUCCAAGAGUUAUUAAUCGUACAUUAUUAGAAUGUCAAUUUAUUGAAUCACGUUUAAUGGAUUUAUUAAAACAAUCAACAUUUUUUCUUCCAUUUGCUCAAUCCUAUUCAGUAUUAUAUUUUGAUUGUAAUUCAACAUUAGCAAAUGAAAUACGUUCACAAAUUGAUUUUUCUACUUAUUAUUAUAAAGAUUAUCGACUAGUAAAUAUUAAUAAAAUACUUCAUAUUUAUUUCAAUAUGAUUUCACAUAGGAUCAUACACAUAAUUAUGGACGUUCAUAUAUGUUUUAUUAUGUAAUGGUAGCAUGAUUAGCAUUUGUUAUUAUUUUUGAAGUAAAAUUUUUAUUUAAACUUAGAACAUCUCUCGAUAAUUGCUUUUCUUUAGGAUUUGUUAUAGCGGAGAGAGAGCAAUUUUCCUAAGAGGGCCCAAGACUUAUGGAUCACCCUUUACCUACAUUAACUAAAAUUGAUUAAAAUCUCAAUCGAACAAAUUUAAUUAAAUAUUUAACGGGUGCGCCAGGUGAAAUGGACCUCUCAAUGUUUUAUCUGUAACUCUUUUUUCUCUUCAAUUGAAAUGCAUGAUUUUUUUAAUGAAAAGAUGCGCCGUGAAAUUCUCUACAAAGUGGCCUAUUUCACUCUGACUAAAUAACUUUCAUUAUAUUUUAAAAUAAAAUGAAUUCGCUUGAUAAAAUGAUGAGUACUUUCAAAAAAUGACGAUUUUUAGCUUUUUUCUAAUAUCGUCUCAUUUGUCGUUUCUAAGUGUUUUUUGUUGUUAUUUUGUUUUAUUCG
Messenger RNA from Didymodactylos carnosus, 2395 nucleotides. The record is from the annotation of a GenBank genome assembly. Lineage: Eukaryota; Metazoa; Rotifera; Eurotatoria; Philodinida; Philodinidae.